UGCAGCAAGUUCCUGGUGGUAAAUAUCAGCAUUAGGUCACAUUGAGACGGACGGAGACUUGGAAUAAUGUUGAUCGGCAGAGUGCUGGGUCCUCGCUAUCAGCAACUGGCGAAGAAUUGGGCCCCCACUCUGUUUACAUGGGGCUCAGUUGCGGGAGUGGGGCUGAUUUGGGCUACAGACUGGAGGCUCUUUCUGGAUUAUGUUCCAUACGUAAAUGGCAAAUUUAAGGAGGAUAAAUGACCUAUGGCAAUCUAUUUAUUACUGGUUGACUGGUAUUGGUGUAAGGAAGUGAACAAGCAUUCACGUGAAAGUAGUUCACUAUGACAACUGUGUGCCCCUCUGAUUUAUUUUUUCAGUGAAAAUAUUAAUUAUAUGGGAACCUUUUUUGUUUGCACAUUUCCAAAUAAAACAGUUUAUCUCUA
Messenger RNA from Pseudophryne corroboree (corroboree frog), 422 nucleotides. Its product is annotated as cytochrome b-c1 complex subunit 10. Gene Ontology annotation, biological process: mitochondrial electron transport, ubiquinol to cytochrome c. Gene Ontology annotation, cellular component: mitochondrial inner membrane. The record is from RefSeq and is a predicted model, not a curated record. NCBI's taxonomy places the organism in Eukaryota, Metazoa, Chordata, Amphibia, Anura, Myobatrachidae. Bases 67 to 240 code for a protein of 57 amino acids. The transcript is spliced from 3 exons.